Molecule: messenger RNA, 2549 nt
Organism: Sus scrofa (pig)
Lineage: Eukaryota; Metazoa; Chordata; Mammalia; Artiodactyla; Suidae
Gene: FBXL9
Product: Leucine-rich repeat-containing protein 29
Biological process (GO): SCF-dependent proteasomal ubiquitin-dependent protein catabolic process
Cellular component (GO): SCF ubiquitin ligase complex
Molecular function (GO): protein binding
Source: RefSeq, a predicted model, not a curated record
AUGGUGCGACGCAAAUACCCAGGCUGGGAAAGAAGGGAGAACGACAGAAACCGCAGUCACUGGAUAACACAUCGGCAGCAAGGCACUUCCGGUGCAGACCCAAAUCGUCAGCAACUGGGACGGAAAUGGGACGUCCACUUCCUUCCCAAGCUCCGCCCAGCAGAGUCGGCCGGACUACACUUCCCAGAAAGCAUUGCGCGGGGGCGGAGGCGGCAGGGAUGCGAUGGCGGAGUCGCUGCCCCUGGAGAUGCUCACUUAUAUUCUGAGCUUCCUGCCUCUGUCAGACCAAAAAGAGGCCUCCCUCGUGAGUCGGCUUGGUACUGUGCAGCCCGGAAUGCCCUUCAGGAGAGCCACGUGCGGUACAACAUCCCCGUGUCCUCUUCCUCCCUUCCGGCCAUUAAGCGCCUGGGUCUCAGGGGCAUCUCCUGCAUCAGCCUGACCAACCUGGAUGGCUCGCCGGCUUCACACGAGGUGCUGCAGUGUGUUGCCGACCACCUAGGGCCGCACUUACAGAGCCUGUGCCUUGGUGGAGGCAGUCCCACAGAGGCCUCCUUCGUGGCUCUGAUCCUGGGCUGCCCGGCCCUGCGUAUCCUUGACCUCAGUGGCUGCAACAGCCUCUUCACGUCAGGCAUGCUGCUGGCUCAGCCCGAGACGGCGCAGCGGGUCCAGCAGGCCCUGAGCGGCCUCCGUGAGCUCAGUCUGGCUAGCCUGAGGGACCUGGCCGAUCUCAGCUUCAACCGGCUCAGCAGCUGCGCCCCCAGCCUGGAGCGCCUCUCCUUGGCCUACUGCCACCUCACCUUCGAACUGGGCCCAGCCCGGGGCUCCCUUGGCCCCCAGGACUCCUCCCCCUCCCAACUCUCCUUCUGCAACCUGCUGCGGUUUGUGAAGGAGCGGGCUGCUAGGCUGCACGCCCUGGACCUGAGUGGCACUGGCUUGCCCCCCGAGGCCCUGCAGGCCCUGGGCCAAGUGGCCAGGCUGAGGCUGCAGGAGCUGAGCCUGCACAGCUGCCGGGACCUCUCCACAGAGGCCGUGGCCGCCCUUUGCUGCCAGCAACCAGGCCUUACCUCCCUGGACCUCAGCGGCUGCUCAGAACUGGCUGACGGGGCAAUCUUGGCUGUGAGCCGGGGCCUGCGGCACCUGCAGCGGCUGAGUCUGAGGAAGCUGCAGCGGCUGACGGAUGCAGGAUGCUCAGCGCUGGGGGGGCUGCGGGAGCUGCAGAGCCUGGACCUGGCCGAGUGCUGCCUGCUGAGAGGGCGGGCGUUGGCCCAGGCCCUGGGCUCGGUGCGCGGAGCUCCACCCCCACUGGCCUCCCUCAGCCUGGCCCACUGCUCCUCACUCAAGGACGCCUCGGUGCUCUCCCUGAUCCCAGUGCUGGGCCCAAGCCUCAGGGUGCUGGACUUAUCCUCCUGUGUGGCUCUCACCAACCAGACCAUGCAGGCCAUCUGCACCUACCUCACCCAGCUCUCAGUCCUGCGCCUGGCCUGGUGCAAGGAGCUCCAGGACUGGGGGCUUCUGGGGCUGCAGGAACCAAGUGAGGAGACUUCGCAGGGGCCCCAGCCACACCGAGAGCUGGAACAUCAGGCCUCCAGCCUCAAGGAUCCUUCUCCCCAGCCACAGGGCCCCUCCCUGCUCAUGCUGCAGGCCCUGCGGGAGUUGGACCUCACAGCCUGCAGCAAGCUGACUGAUGCCAGUUUGACCAAGGUGCUCCAGUUCCCCCAGCUGAGGCGGCUCUCCCUGAGUCUGUUGCCAGCACUCACGGACAAGGGCUUGGUCGCUGUGGCCAGGGGCUGCCCCAGCCUGGAGCGCUUGGCACUGAGUCACUGCAGCCUCCUCAGUGACGAAGGCUGGGCCCAGGCAGCCGGCUCCUGGCCGAGGCUGCAGCACCUCAACCUGUCCAGUUGCAGUCAGCUCACAGCACGAACUUUGGAUUCCAUUGGGCAGGCGUGCAGGCAGCUCCAGAUGGUAGAUGUGGCCCUGUGUCCUGGCAUCAGCAUAGCUUCCGUUAGGCGGUUCCAAGCCCAACUGCCCCAGGUGACCUGCGUCCAGUCCCGCUUCGUGGGAGGGGCUGACCUGACCCUAACACUCUGAGGACAGGUCAGUACCAGCCCUGUGGCUCAGCCUGUUACCUCCGGUGUCCCCAGCCCUGGCCUCUUGACCUAGAGUUUGACACAGUGCCUCCUGCCUCCUGCUAGUAUCCCAGAGCCCCUUUCUCAAGCUCUAAACCCCUUUUCUAGGACUUGGGCUUCCUGCCCCUGUCCCAAGCCCAGCAGGAACUUUGUCCAGCUACAUGUCACUGUCCUGGGCCCCUAGAAGUACCACCUCCCGCUCUCCUGUCCAGGCCUAGGUCCAGAGGCCAGGCCCACAGGGAGGCUGGGUCUGGUGCUGGGGAGGAGCAGACUCUGCUCUUGCCCAGCCCAUUUCUCACACUAAGGCCUGUGCCCCACCUGGUUCCUCUCAGGAGCUCUUCCGCCCCCCACCAGCACUGAACUUCAGCAGCCAAGCCACAGUCUUUGUUGUACACCCAACAAGAUUAAAAAUUCCAGAUCGUA